ACGUCUGUAAAGGUGUGGGUUCGUUUCCUGACCCUUUCCGCGCGUGCAGCAUCAUCUCCUCUCAGGCUGUUGCAUCCUCCUGAGGGACCGUCGGCGCUCUUCACAGCCUGCACACUACACGCCGGUCUCUGAUACGCAAUCUGGGUAAUGCCACUCAUUCAUUUGCGAGCUCGGAUGUGUUGUAUUGUCUCUCACAGCGUACACGCGGCUGUUCGCAGGGAUACCUCGGAAUUACAGCCGCAACAAAUGAUGAUGUGACAGCCGUCCGUUCAGAUAGAUAAUAAAAGCUCGCCGUGCAGUGGACGCUGCAUUUCUGCUAACGAAGCAAAGCCUCGGACGAGCCUUUCCCAUAUGAACAGAUACAGUAGUGUUCACUACUGACAAGUCAUUUGGAAUAAUACGCUGCACGCUUCUGGGAGGAGGAGAAACGGGUUUAAAGAGGAUCUAUUGGUAUCUACAUUUUGGAUGGCUUGAAGAAACUGUACAGUUGAGCGUCCGCAACCCAUGAGCCGAGUGUCAGGAGAAGCAGCAGUACAAACUCUCUGUGGCCUGUCGUCCCCUCUGCUCUCUUCUAAUGGUUUGAUGGAGAUCUGGUCGGAUGACAGCUGGAACUGUUGUCAUAACCGGAGGAAUUCUCGCAACAGUGAUACUCCUGUGUAUCAUUGCAGUGCUUUGUUACUGUAGACUCCAGUAUUACUGCUGUAAGAGGAAUGAGUCAGAAGGGGAGGCGGGCUCGGUCGGAGAUCCUCAGCCACAGUUCGCCUGCAACGCAUGCAGCGCUCCGGGAGUGGAUGGGGCGGCCGUCACACCUCUCUCUCUGCCCUACGACCCCGCUCCGCCUCACAGCUACUGCCCGACUUGCUCGCCCUACUACCUCCGUGGCACGGAUGAGAUGCGGAAUGGCGGAGAACGUCUGUCCUACAUGCCCACUCACUACGAGAACCAUGGCGCCACUGCCCUUGGUCUGGCCGCCAUGUACGGCCCCGUGCUGAGCCAUCGGAGCACGCCGGACUUUUACACCAAUACACGAGCCAUCAGCACUGACGUCUGACCCUCACAGACCCUGGAGAUGGACCCAGGGACAGAGCCGCCUCUGUGGACCAGAGCAACUGGGGCAGUUACAUCUCCUCGCGCCAAGAGUUAAAAAGACCUACGGGAUGCCAUGUUAUUCAUCCACACAGGUCUAAGGCCAUCUUUAGUCUUCCAUCGUGUUUUGUUUUACCUGCUGUUUACCUCUUCUUCUUGCACAUCCCUCCCUUUUGUGCUUUGAGGGCCGUGACGUCAUAUGACAUGAAGUGUUUGUGGAGUUUUUGGCCUUUUAAUGUUUUAAAGGUUAAAUGCAAAUAAGGUAUUUUAUUUAUCUGGAAAAGUCAGAUAAAGCAUAUAUUAUAGUCAGAAAAUCGAAAAGGAGCAGUCAACGGAAGCUUUUUAGGCUCAUCUCAAGUAUUCUGUUGUUUAUCGUAACAUAAAAGGCAAACAUUCCACACAAAUUUUGAUAGCUUUAAAAAAAAGUAUCUUUGUUGAAAAGAGCAUGACAUUUAGCUUUAUCUAAAUAUCCCCCGAUAUACUGAAUCUUUAUCUUUGAAAAACUUAUUUUAGGAUGGGAAAUGAACCAAAAUGUGAUUGUGUUCAUGUGUGUUGAACUGUUGGGAAAAUGUUAAAUGAAUUACUGAUGGCAAUUAUAUUGGUCAUAUUUGAAUAUAUGUGUCACAUUCACUAAAGUUCACAAUGGCACAGAGUGUUGACGGUUAAAACUGAGGUCGGAGUUAAAAUGUUAGUUCUCCCUUUUUUGUCCAUAUCUACUACAUACUACAAUUAAGAGCUUUUAAAAGUAGCGUUGCCGAAAUCUCCAGUGGAAUAUCAUUUUUAAAUUUUUAUGCAGCAUUUUCAAAAAAAUCUUCUGAAAGAGACUGAAAGGCACUGAAAGAAAAUGACUGGAAAAUAUUGAAAACAUUUCAUUAUCUUGUCCCUGUUUGUAUGAUAUUAUGGCAGUGGAAACGAUACUUAUAGAAACAAUAGUUUCCUUGUCUUUGCAGAUGUGUUUAUGUGAAUUAUUAUAUUUUCUCACAUACUUGUUUCAGUAGCCAUUGGUUUAUGAACUGUGCAUUCUGAUGUCUGUGUUCACUUUCUCUGAAACACUCUUUGUUAGUAACUGGAUCACAUUACCAAUCACAGAAUGGCACUUCUGUUUUACAUGUGAAUACUUUUUGGCAAAAAUGGGAGAAAAAAAAUAAAAUGUAAAAGUAUAUGGUUUAAAUACUGAGGGGAAAAAAAGAGUAGCCUAUUGUCCACAUAUUUCACAGAAUGCUUUUGGUUAUAAUUAAGCAUUUAUAAAUGCCUGUAGACUUUUAUAAAAUUGGUCAAUUGUGAUCAGAGUAAUAAAAGCCAUUUCACAUCUAUACAAAUACAUGUACAUAAAGAUCAAAUUAUUUCAAUGAUUGAAAUGUUUCCUGUCAAGUCUAUAUAUGUCUGUGUCUAAGAGAUGACUGCCAAUGCUUUAUUCUUUUAUUUCUGUAUUCAUGGAGCUGCUUUGGCGCUUAUUGGAUUAAGCGAAACCAUAAAAAAUUGUAAAGUCAAACAUUUUUAAAAACAAUUUCACUUUUACUCCCCAUUUCACUGAACACAUGUCGACAUUUUGUGACAAUAUACCGCAAUAGCACAUCU
Messenger RNA from Puntigrus tetrazona (Sumatra barb), 2664 nucleotides. RefSeq names its product family with sequence similarity 163 member Aa (gene fam163aa). Bases 599 to 1051 code for a protein of 150 amino acids. The transcript has 5 exons. The record is from RefSeq and is a predicted model, not a curated record. NCBI's taxonomy places the organism in Eukaryota, Metazoa, Chordata, Actinopteri, Cypriniformes, Cyprinidae.